Messenger RNA from Guyanagaster necrorhizus, 735 nucleotides. RefSeq lists its product as uncharacterized. The record is from RefSeq and is a predicted model, not a curated record. The transcript is spliced from 13 exons. The coding region runs from base 1 to 735 and encodes 244 amino acids. NCBI's taxonomy places the organism in Eukaryota, Fungi, Basidiomycota, Agaricomycetes, Agaricales, Physalacriaceae.
AUGGAUACGCAGGAGGAGAGCUCUACUGGCUUGCUGCUUAGCAUAUUGCUGUAUUAUACCCUGAGGAUAUGGCCGAUCAUAUCCAUUGGUGAUUCAACCCUUUAUCAUGCAAUGCUGGGUCUGUCCUUCAUGCAGUUAGAUGUUGGUGCUUGUGGUUUCCCAUUUAUGUUCCUGGGACUGAGUCUUUGCGACAGGUUCCGGCUUCAGAAAUUUUCUGCUUUACAUCAGAAUUACCCGAGUUGGAUCUUCAUGGCCAGCCUCUCCCUAUCCACGGUAUUUGACAUCCUUACUGCGGUUUGGUUAUUCUUCUGUUUGUUCUCGUUGCAACGAGAGAUCGAAUUGCCAUUCGGGUUCAUUACCUCUGUGGCAAAACACACACUUACUAGGCUUGUUUAUAAGUGGGUUGUCUAUCCAACGGAACCGAUGUUAUUCUUCGGGAUAUACUUCUUCAUCGAGAAAAUAUAUACGAACUUCUUCCUUCCCAUCCAUGACUUGCGCUGGGGAAUGUGGGAAUACCGUGAGAUCGACGAAACAUGUCGUGAUCUUCUCAUUCAGUUAUCGCAUCAGCUAAGAUCCCUAGGUGGAGAGUUCAUGUACUAUCCCAAGGAAAAUAUACGACAGCUUGAGGUGAUCAUCGAGGAAACGGUUGACUAUGGAGAGCAUUCGUACGAAUGGGCGGCCUCGCGUAUCGUAAUGGGGCGGCAGUUACGUCAUCCUAUAUGUUCAUCCAUUUGA